Molecule: messenger RNA, 7594 nt
Organism: Xenopus laevis (African clawed frog)
Lineage: Eukaryota; Metazoa; Chordata; Amphibia; Anura; Pipidae
Gene: gna11.S
Product: guanine nucleotide binding protein (G protein), alpha 11 (Gq class) S homeolog
Exons: 8
Coding region: 281-1360 (359 amino acids)
Biological process (GO): signal transduction; adenylate cyclase-modulating G protein-coupled receptor signaling pathway; G protein-coupled receptor signaling pathway
Cellular component (GO): cytoplasm; heterotrimeric G-protein complex; plasma membrane
Molecular function (GO): metal ion binding; G-protein beta/gamma-subunit complex binding; guanyl nucleotide binding
Source: RefSeq, a predicted model, not a curated record
CUACCGCGUGACAUACGGCACCGGAUUGGCCAAUCGUGCCGCCCGUCAGGAUUUGUUUUCGAGCAGCCGGGUUAGGCUGUGGCGGCUCCGGGGGCUGAAGGAACGGAAUCCCUGGACACAGCUAAACAGGGAGGGGAGAUUUAUACGCCCGCCCCCUUCCUGAAGCACGUACGGAUGUUCGACGAUCUGUGAAGGGGCUCAGCUGCCGGGGUAGUGAGUCAGUGUCUCCCCCCCGGGUGGGAGAGGCCCCCGGUGCGGGCCACGGUGCCGGGGGGAAGGGAUGACUCUAGAUUCAAUGAUGGCCUGCUGCCUGAGCGAGGAGGUAAAGGAAUCCAAGAGAAUCAACGCGGAGAUCGAGAAGCAGCUGAGGAGGGACAAGAAAGACUCUCGGCGGGAGCUCAAAUUGCUUUUGCUCGGUACUGGAGAGAGUGGAAAAAGCACAUUCAUUAAACAGAUGAGGAUCAUCCAUGGCUCAGGUUAUUCUGAAGAGGACAAGAGGGGAUUCACCAAGCUAGUUUUUCAGAAUAUCUUCACUGCCAUGCAGUCUAUGAUAAGAGCCAUGGAAACACUGAAAAUUCUCUACAAGUUUGAACAGAACAAGGCCAAUGCUCAAAUUGUGCGAGAAGUGGAUGUAGAGAAAGUAUGUACCUUUGAACAGCCAUAUGUGAAUGCAGUCAAAAACCUGUGGAGUGACCCUGGGAUUCAGGAGUGCUAUGAUAGACGGCGGGAGUACCAACUGUCAGAUUCUACCAAGUAUUACCUGACAGAUGUGGACCGGAUUUCAAAACCCGGCUACCUGCCCACACAACAAGAUGUGCUACGUGUAAGAGUGCCAACAACGGGUAUAAUAGAGUACCCUUUUGAUUUGGAGAACAUCAUCUUCAGGAUGGUAGACGUUGGUGGUCAGAGGUCUGAACGAAGGAAAUGGAUUCAUUGCUUUGAGAAUGUCACUUCCAUCAUGUUCCUCGUAGCUCUUAGUGAAUAUGACCAAGUUCUUGUGGAGUCUGAUAAUGAGAAUCGGAUGGAGGAAAGUAAGGCACUGUUCAGGACCAUAAUCACGUACCCAUGGUUCCAAAAUUCCUCUGUCAUUCUGUUCUUAAAUAAGAAGGAUCUGCUGGAAGAUAAGAUCAUGUAUUCCCACCUCGUAGACUAUUUUCCUGAAUUUGAUGGCCCUCAACGGGAUGCUGCAACAGCUCGUGAAUUCAUUUUGAAGAUGUUUGUGGACCUGAAUCCUGACAGUGAUAAGAUCAUCUAUUCGCACUUCACCUGUGCCACUGAUACCGAGAACAUACGCUUUGUCUUCGCUGCUGUCAAAGACACCAUACUACAGCACAACCUUAAAGAGUACAACCUGGUGUAACUAAGCACCCACCUACCCAUAACUUCCUCCUCUUAAUUAGAAAGCUGGGAUCAGCCCCAUCACCAGAAAGCAAAGCACUGGUGUGAGCGAAGGGGAGGAGGCUCCAGUCUUGCUUUUGUUUUUAUCUUUUUUUUUUUAAAAAUUUUUUUAUAAUUUUAUUUUGUUUCUAAAUGGGAUGAUUUUUGCCAAAUUAGUAAAGGUGCAGCUUAUUGCGGCACCAUAUGCCUUUGAUAAGUCGUUGAAAAUCAUGGGUUUAUAUUUCAAAAAUCCUCUGACUUUUUCUUGUAUUAAAACAGUAAGAAGGGGAAUAGAACAGGGAGUCUGGUAGUGGAGAGCUUGCUCACCCUACAGCCAUCUUCUCCAAUUUUUAUUCAGAAAACUCCAGCCCUCAUUUCUUACUCUAAAGUGGGUGCAUGAGUUCUCCCUUACAGAAUCCUUCUUUCAUUUCAUAAUGUUUGGUUUUAUUUCAUUAAGCAGCAUUGCAUGUUUUAACAGAUUCUAUGAACUAUAGGGCUAUAAACCUUUUUUCUUUUUAGGGAUGAUUAAUUAGAUAUGUCUACUACACAUAUCUUUCCUGGGCUUUCUGGUUCCACCUCUUAUUCCCAUCCCAAGUGACUUCCUUCCUUAUUGUACUUUUUGAAGGGCAGUGACCCAAAGACUUUGAGGACUGUUCCUUCUCACCUCUGGGAAUGGAUGCCCAAGUUUGUGGUAACAAAACAAUAGGGGAUUUUGUUCUGCUCUGCUUUGAACACAUUCCUUCUGUCACCUCCCAGGUUUUUUUUCUAUUUUUUUGCAUUAAAUAUGCCAUAUAUUUUAUUAUUUUUUUUAUGUGCUGAUGUGUCCAAAGUGAAUUUUAUUACAGUUUGACAUUUUAACUACCUAAGGCACCAGAAUUUUAUUUCAGGACUUUUGGUUAUCAAUUGUAUAAGGCUUUUUCCCUAUUUAACUGCAUUUGUUUUCUGCUGGUCAUUCCCUUUAAUAUCGUACCUCUGUUUCUUGAUAAUUAUACCAGUGUACCAAGAAUGAGGCAGUUAUCAGACACAAUGAAUGGCCAACUCCAUUUUUACCACCACCACUGGACGGUGGCAUCCUAAGCACAAACACUAAUCAAUUGGGAAAUUUACCAUAGAGAGGUAGGUGGCAUCCCAUGCAAGGUUAACUUAUUGGCCCCAUUUGAAAUUUCUUAUGUGAUGUGCAAUAAAGUUACAUUAUCCCAUCUUGAUUUUAUUGUUUGCUGCAUCUACAGCAAUGACGGCUAUUUGACAAAAACACUAAGGGCUAGAUUUAUCACAGUUUAAAUGGUAUUUUUCCUGCAGAUUUAACAUUUUUCGGGCUUUAAUGAAGCCUUCUCAAUACUUUUUGACACUUUUUGAAAACAUUUUAAUGAUCUGGCUUUGACAGCUAGGCAUUUCCCCUAGAUUAAAAAUCAAAAAACAAAAUUUUAUGUUUUUUCCUCCUCUAGUGACAAAAAGUUAUUAUUCUUGAACUUUGAUAAAUCUCCCUCUAAAGAGUCUGUACAUAAAGGAAAUACACUACUUUGGGACAUUUCACAAAUUUGUAUUGACACGAAAAGGUGUCUGGAGAAUAUUUAGCAUGUAGGGAUGCAUCGCUGCAUAUCUACAGGGGUACACAUUGCCUUGUUUUACAAUCGUUGUGUGCUCCAGUAAUCAUACUUGUUAGUACAGCAUCAUGGGAUAGCCAGUAUUUAAGCAUUGGCACAAUACUGUGUAUGAUCUACUCUACUAUAAUAACCUUCUGGAAUUGCCUGGAAGCUUUAAACAUGGUCACUGUCAUGGUGGUGUCCUAGUGCAGUGUCACUGUGACAUCUAGUGGCUAUAGAUUGUAAAGCAGGUGUUGCAUUUUACCACCAAGAAGUGCAACCAAGUUUGUUCACUUGUACCAACUGAAUGUUAAAAUCUUGUCUGGUCUAAACCGUAAACAGUAAAAAUCAUUUGCACCCUAUUAGAUGUGUAAAGCUUAUGAAUAUAUUGGCCUGUGUAUUGGGCCACAAUGCUAGCUUUCCUGAUGGAUUUUCUAAUGGGGUUCAAAGAGCAUUUUUUCCAGUCUUUCUUGUACAUAUCUGGUGUGGGCUGCUAUGGAUAGUAAAUGCGGUCCACUCCUAACCCCCACUGCCACGUGAUCUGAUUAUUGGCCUGGAGAUCAAACCACACUAGUUUAUAGUUAAGCACCAAUGCACCCCACAUGUCCAGAUCAUAUGUGCAUAGCUAUCGUAAUUACAUGAAGUGACUCAUGGAGUUAACAUAUUUGAUUGCUUACAGUGAGAACAGAUCUGACACCUGCCAUAUAAAGCUUCUUUGUUAAAUAAGAACAUUUAAGAACAAUUGAAGUAAAGUUUAAAAUCUUGAUGAUUCUUCUCUGUUGAGUUUUGGUUAAUUCAAAUUGAUGCUGGGGGAUAGAAGAUAAAAGAUUGAAAAGACAACCCCACCUGAAAAUGUCUUUUUGGGUUAAAUGCUAGGUUGGUGAGGGGUAGUAGAAGAAGAAUUUUGUUUGUCUUAUAUGCUCUGUUUUGUCACUUUCAUUUUAUUCAGAUGAAGCCUAAAACUACUGGGUUGACCUCUAGCCCUAUAAUGCAUCAGAGGACUGCAUCCAUCCCAUGUGCCAAAAGUUAUUUUAACAUUAAAUGAGGUGGGAUUGGAGGAAUAACCGAUGGAUGGUACAAUUACUCCAACCCCCUACAGUGAAUUCAUGUUACUAAGACUGGAGCUAAUGGCUUCUUGAGGCCUCCAAAAGGGCAAGCCACUUUUUUAGUAGCUUUGGGAAAAAUUGAAUUGAAACCAUACAGAGUUGAAGUUGAAAUCAAAUUUACAGAGAAUGUGACUAGACAAGCUUUUACUUGACGUAUGUUUUAAUCCCUAAUAGAAAAAAAUAAACCAAAUCCAAAUGCCCUUUAUUUUUUAUUAUACUCAUUUUGCCCAUUAGACAUUAAACAUUGGCUGGCUAACACCCUGAACUGCUAACUGUAUAGUCCCAGUAACAAUGGAUCUGUCCAGCAUCUUGCCUGUGAAAGGGUGAUCAUUCCCAUAGACUUAGACAUAGUAUUCAUGUCUACAGGAGGGUAGUAACAACCCUAGCACAGGCUAAUAGAUUUGGUGCUGGGUCUGUACUGCAUGACGCAGUUGAAUGUAUUUUAUUUUUUUUCAUCUUGUAAAAAAGGAUUAAUGUCCUGAUUGGGUGUUAGUGAUAAAGACACCGUUUCAUUUAUAGGAAUAUUUUACUUUAUGGGUUUAAAUUUCAAAUAUGUCAUUUUUAAAGUUGUUUUUUUUUUUUUUUUAGUUGUAUCCACUCUGGAUUUGCAUUGUUUUUGUUUUUUUUAAAUUUCCACUCAUAGAUUAAUUGGACAAUAAUGAUUGCAGCUUGCAAUAAAUGAACUGUUCAGAUAAAGGUUAAUUUAAAUUUCUGCCAAAAAGUGAGUGUUGCAGUGUUUAUCUAGAAAGGAUAGAGACAGUUAUAACAGUACCCAGGAAAUAUUCUGCUCUGUGCAAAUGACUGAAGUCACUGGUUCUGUUAUAGCCCAAGUGGCAACGGUGUAUAACACUGGAUUUUUGGGCCCUGCUCUUAUAUGUUGCUAUAGAAGAUUAAGCCUAAAGAUGCCCUUAAAUUGUAGAGUGCGUUUGAUCAUUUUGGAAUGAUUAUGCAAAUGUGGAAUCUAUAGAAUAUUUGGUUAGAGGUGUGUUUUUUUUCCCCAUAGGUUGCAUUGGAGCUAUUGGUGUCAAUUUUGGGUGAAUUGAUGCUUUUAAUGUUAAUUGCUGAUUAUAGAAGAUGAAUGGUGGAUAUUGGCAUUGCUAGAUGUGUGAAGGAUACUGGAUUAUUAUCUAGUGAGCCUUGUUCUUUACUAAGGUCUGUGUGUAUUCUUCAUGUUAUGUAGCUUUGAUCUUUUUCUAAUGAAAUAUCUUUAAAUGGCAGAUCUCUCAUUUAAUUUAGAAAAAAACCCUUUAAUUUAGAAAAACCCUUUAAUUUAGAAAAAGCGACCCUUACUCAUUCCUUUGCUCCUGCAGUGACACUUUUUUUUGUAAACAAAUGUGCCUCUGUUUUUGGGAUUCCCUUAAAAGGAGCACUUUUUAAUGUUCACAGCUUGUUUUUAAGAUGUUCUCCAGCACUAUACAAAUCCCAGCAAGCCAUAAAAAAAAUGUCGGUCUUCAGCUUUCCAGUGAAUGUGUUUCUAGUAGUGUGACUGGGCAAUGGCACACGAGAUGUUUAAAAACAGACUCCCCCCCACCCCCCAGUGCUCACUAGUAGCCGGUCACUUUCCAUUGGCUUUUUAUUCACGGAACCAUUGAUUUCCGUGGGGAAAAAAACUGACUCCUGGUUAAUGGAGGACAUUAUGGUGACUACAAUGAAACUGGCUAGUGUGCUGUUUGCCUGAUAGUUGUUUACUUCUCAGUUUGUGUUUGCUGGUGCCAAUGCUAUGUACAUGUACUUAAACUCAAACAUCUGUCAGUAUAAAGAGGUUCCCAAUAAUACAUAUUCUCAUCAUGGCCAUGUGCCAUUGUAUUAGUUGCAGUCUAUUCAUUGAUAUUAGUCACUUUGCACUUACUAUUUCUCAUAGGUGUUUUUCUGAGUUGAGAAGAGCAGUCUCCUGUAUCUCAGCACCUGCCUUUGUCAGGGUAAUAUACUUUGCACUUUUCAAUGUUUCUACAGAACCCCUUCCAGCACCAUUUCAGCCUUCCAGGCAUCUUUAUUUUAGGGAUUUGAUCAGUGGUUUUUAACCUUAGCUCCCCAGAUGUUGCUGGAUCACAACUCCCAGCAUGCUUUAAACAAUAUUCAUAUGUUGGAGGGAGUUCAUAGAAUCCAAGUUUAAGAAACUGACCUAGAAGAAAGCAAAAAAAGAUACUCUGGGUAUGUCUACGGCCAGAGAAAUAAUUUUUAUUUAUGCAGCCGCUUAGAUUGUUAUUGCAAGUUCAUCUGCCCUUUCAUCCAGCUAAGCUUAGAAGGGAAAUCACUCCAGUCUUAUCACCAGUUGCUUUUUUAUAUUUGUAUUUUUCUUACCCUAAAUCCUGUUAAUAUGGUGUAAUUAUUAAUAUAAAUAUUUUUUGUUUUAAUGCUUUUAUGUGAUUCAUGUGUGACAAACCCUUUUCCCUCCCGCCUUGCCAUUUCAUGUUGCACUGUGUAAAAAUGAAAUAAAUCCACUUUUUGCCACCUCUCCCUGUACUAUAGCUAUAGAGGAGCGCACACAACUCUUUUUCAAUGUGUUUCUCAAAGCAGAUUAGGUAGGGAUGGGACAGAUGGAACAGCAACACUCUUGAGUCGAUGUAUUGAGCCCAAUGGCGCUGCUUUUUUGCUUUUUUAAUGUGCAAUAUCCUACACUAGUUUUUGUUCAACCCCUUUAUUAUUGGUUUCCCAUCCAUAACGUAUCCUCAGUCUGUUGUACACUACUAUAUAUGUGUGUGUAAUACAUAUAUAUUGACAUUUCCAUGCUGCCAUAUUCCUUCCUUUCUCCCAAGUUCAUUCUAAGCAAAUUCAGAAAGGAGGGGAGAGGCUACAAGGAAAGUUACCUCAGAAGCGUUUUUCCUCCAGUGUGGGAACACAGGCUGCCUUACUACACGCCAUAACAUUCGAAUGUUGCUUUAUGAUGAAACAUAUCUUUAUGAUGGUGUUGCUUAUCUAUGUUCUAGAACUUAGUAUUGGUUAUGGAAGUGGUAAGUGUUUGGAAGGUUUGCUUUGUUUGUUUGCAGUGCGAGUUCAUGGUGGUGGUGUAAUUAUAUUACAAUAUUUCUGCUGCACUGCACCCCCUCCUUUAUUAUUGAUGGCCUCUGAUAUAGCUGAAGCUGCUGUAGCUCAGUCUAAUGGAUAUUUAUGGAAUAUUCUGUACAGUGAGGGGACCAAGGAUGCAUUAUUAUUACCUCUUCUGUUUACCUACAAAUACACACAAUGCCCCAUUCUGGCUUGCCUCCAGUUCUUUAGCCAUAUUGGUAUGGGUGGGGGUUUAAUGACCUGUUCCCCUUUUGGGUUUACUUUGUGAGAUUAUUAAGGCCCCUUGUACUACGAGGGUAUAAAACAGUGCAUUUUCCACUCACUAUUCUUUAUACACUGUUCUCUUCUUGGUAUCUGGGCGCUGAGUUGUUUUGAAUUUUUUUUUUAACUAAUUGCUUUUCCACCUUGUCUCUUUGUGCUGACCCCUGCUCCUAUUACCUAAAUGCACACUGGAAUUUGAUUUUCAUAUUGUGCUCCUCUAAUUAAACUAUUUGAAAUUUGGAAUAAAUUUUGUUCCUAUAA